AUGCUUCCGCACGGGGAUGAAGAUUCUGAAUUUGAUGUUGUUGAUUGUGUCCGCCGAAUGGGAAUGGAGCUACCGGUGAACUGGGCUGGAAAUGCCGUGCUAUAUAGCGAUAUCAGAAGCGGAAAUUCGAGGAAGAAGCAGGGUCAGGAUUGCUUUACUAUUUUUUCACUAUUUUUCAAGUUUUUAUUCCUUUAAUAUUAUUUUUAGUAAUUGCUUCCGUGUUAGAAGACUACCGCAAAGCAAUCGAACCAAAUUUACCCUCUCAUCCGAUCAGUACAUUGCUCAACACCAACUAUUAUUGCUGCCACCGCUACUGUUCUUCGUUCUACACAAUUCUGGAUGUUAUCAAUGAACGUAACACAAUGCCGCUCAACAUAGAAGACCGCAAAACGUACAUUACUCACAAAAUAGCGUUUGAGAACAGCCGCCAUGUUUUGAAGAUAGCUAACGAAACAGUAUGCCGAGUGUUUUACAGCGAUGUAUAUUGUCUACCGAAGUCAUUGUAAGUUUAUAUUGUUGGUUUAGUGAUGUUUUUAGUGUUUACCAAAGCCAGAAAGCAAUCAAGAAUGGAAAAACUGUACCAAAUGUAGACCUAAGAACGGUGUCGAAAGCGAAGCUUCACACCAUAACCGCCAGAAGAGUCGAAGCCAUUACAAAGUUCAUUAAACUUCGACUUGAACCAUCACCGAUGUGUGGCAAAUGCAUGGUUCCUCUGCAGUUUUCCCGAAGAACAUUUGUCAUUUAG
Messenger RNA from Bursaphelenchus okinawaensis, 745 nucleotides. NCBI's taxonomy places the organism in Eukaryota, Metazoa, Nematoda, Chromadorea, Rhabditida, Aphelenchoididae. The record is from the annotation of a GenBank genome assembly.